Molecule: messenger RNA, 1872 nt
Organism: Quercus robur (English oak)
Lineage: Eukaryota; Viridiplantae; Streptophyta; Magnoliopsida; Fagales; Fagaceae
Product: xyloglucan 6-xylosyltransferase 2
Exons: 1
Coding region: 301-1662 (453 amino acids)
Biological process (GO): xyloglucan biosynthetic process
Cellular component (GO): endosome; trans-Golgi network; membrane
Molecular function (GO): hexosyltransferase activity; xyloglucan 6-xylosyltransferase activity; UDP-xylosyltransferase activity
Source: RefSeq, a predicted model, not a curated record
CUCUCGCUCUCUCUUUAUUCCCUUUUUCUCUCUGUGGAUCUUCCUUGUUCCUUCUUCCUUCUUCAUCUCCCACCGACUUAUCUAUCUCGUAAUCCCAAAACUACCCUUUAAUCUUCUUUAUUAUUUACAAUCCUAGCCUCCAGCUAAGCUAUCAUGGUUUCCAAUUUCAAUCCGAGCUUUUAGUUUCAGCCUCCUCCUAUAAAAAAGAAAAACCCUUUCUUUCCAAUUCCUUUGUCUUUACCUGAAUCGUCUGCCGGUUCAACUCGGCCGAGUCAAAAACAAAUAAAUAAAUAAAUAAAAAUGCUGGAACGCUUUUUGGGACCAAGACGAGUCCGCCAGAUCCACCGCGCGGCUCGAAACGGCACCGUCACGUUCCUCUGCCUCUUCUUGACGGUCGUCGUCCUACGUGGCACUAUCGGAGCCGGUAAAUUCGGAACCCCGGAGCAAGACUUCAACGAGCUCCGCGACCACCUCUACUCUCGUGGGCGGCGCGUGGAGCCCCACCGCGUCCUCGAAGAAGCCCAACCCGAAACGGAAUCCGAUAGCCAGUCCAACAACUACGCCACUUUCGACAUCACCAAGAUCCUCCACGACGAUGAACCUGAAGAGAAACCCGACCCGAACAAGCCCUACUCUCUCGGCCCCAAAAUCUCCGAUUGGGACGAGCAAAGAUCCGAGUGGCUGAAAAACAACCCGCAAUUCCCCAACUUUAUCGGGCCGAAUAAACCCCGAGUCUUGCUCGUUACCGGUUCGUCCCCGAAACCUUGCGAAAACCCGGUCGGAGAUCACUACCUGUUGAAAGCGAUCAAGAACAAGAUCGAUUACUGUAGGUUGCACGGGAUCGAGGUCUUCUACAACAUGGCGCUUCUCGACGCUGAGAUGGCAGGGUUUUGGGCGAAGCUUCCAUUGAUUCGGAAACUUUUGCUUUCUCAUCCCGAAAUCGAGUUUCUAUGGUGGAUGGACAGUGAUGCGAUGUUUACAGACAUGGCUUUUGAGGUUCCAUGGGAGAGGUACAAAGAUCACAACUUUGUGUUGCACGGCUGGAACGAGAUGGUUUACGAUCAGAAAAACUGGAUCGGGUUGAAUACCGGUUCGUUUUUGUUGAGGAAUUCGCAAUGGGCUUUGGAUAUUCUUGAUGCUUGGGCUCCGAUGGGUCCGAAAGGAAAGGUCCGAGACGAAGCCGGUAAAAUCUUGACCCGAGAAUUGAAAGAUCGGCCGGUUUUCGAAGCUGAUGACCAGUCUGCAAUGGUGUAUUUGUUGAUGAAAGAAAGAGAGAAAUGGGGGAGCAAAGUGUACUUAGAAAGCGCGUAUUAUCUUCACGGUUAUUGGGGGAUUUUGGUGGAUAGGUAUGAGGAGAUGAUGGAGAAUUAUCAUCCUGGAUUGGGUGACCAUAGGUGGCCUUUGGUCACUCAUUUUGUGGGGUGUAAGCCUUGUGGGAAAUUUGGGGAUUAUCCAGUGGAGAGGUGUUUGAGACAAAUGGAUAGAGCUUACAAUUUUGGGGACAAUCAGAUUUUGCAAAUGUAUGGGUUUGAGCACAAGAAUUUGGGUAGUAGGAGAGUGAAGAGAGUGAGGAAUGAGACAAGCAAUCCACUUGAAGUGAAAGAUGAACUUGGUUUGCUUCACCCUGCAUUCAAGGCUGUUAAGGUAUCAACAUCUUCUUAAUGAUGAUGAUGAUGAUGAUGGAUGUGUUCUAAUUAGCUUCAAUUAUUUACUACGUUGUUGUUGAUACGAGUAAGCCAAUGUUGUAUGUUAAUUUCUGGAUAUUUAUUACUAUUUUUUUGUUUUUUUUGGAGUAAUCUUUUUUGUGGUUGUAGUGAAUUAAAACUCGAAAUUGUAUUGAUUUUUGGAAGAUAUCACAGUCUUGAUUAUGUA